UUCUUAUAAUAAACGACUUACGAGGGUACGCUUACGGUUUUAAACAUAAUAAUAAAUUGUUCUUUGAUUGGAAGUUUAUUGUUUAACAUCGUAUUAAGAUGAGCUCGAAAGAAGUGACAGCAGUUCCUGAAAAAAAGAAAAAAGAGAGUAUCUUAGAUUUAACUAGGUACUUGGAAAAAGCUAUAAGAGUGAAGUUCUCGGGUGGUCGAGAAGUAUCUGGCAUUCUUAAAGGCUUUGACCCAUUAGUAAACCUAGUCUUGGAUAACACUCUUGAAUAUUUACGUGAUCCCGAUGAACCUAUGAAACUUACAGAAGACACCAGAACAUUGGGUUUAGUGGUUUGUCGAGGAACAUCAAUUGUAUUGAUUUGCCCAGUAGAUGGCAUGGAGGCUAUUGCUAAUCCAUUUGUACAACAAGAAUAAAUUUGAUUCUCAACUAUUUACUACGUUUUAUGACUUUUUAAAUUUGUCAUUUAUCUAUCAUUUUGAGUGUAAAAAGAAUUACAUUUUGCAUAGCAUAAAUUAAUAAAAUAUGCUUGAUCAUUGAA
Adelges cooleyi (spruce gall adelgid) is the source of this 547-nucleotide messenger RNA. RefSeq names its product U6 snRNA-associated Sm-like protein LSm7 (gene LSm7). Gene Ontology annotation, biological process: mRNA splicing, via spliceosome; nuclear-transcribed mRNA catabolic process. Gene Ontology annotation, cellular component: Lsm1-7-Pat1 complex; catalytic step 2 spliceosome; U2-type prespliceosome. NCBI's taxonomy places the organism in Eukaryota, Metazoa, Arthropoda, Insecta, Hemiptera, Adelgidae. The transcript has 2 exons. The record is from RefSeq and is a predicted model, not a curated record. The coding region runs from base 99 to 422 and encodes 107 amino acids. Gene Ontology annotation, molecular function: RNA binding.